AUGCUUAUUGAAAGGUUCAAGGAAAUAAGAAGCAAGAUAUAUGAGGACAUCCAUGCGGUCUCGGAGAGCGACAUGAGAUUUAUGAAGGAUGCCCUGCGCCAGCAGGACAUGGAAUACGGGAGGAUCAAGACAUACUCUGUUGAGGAUAGCAGGGUCCUGGCGCUUUUCACACUGAAGUACAACGUUGUUGUUCUGCUGGACUUCAUCUCCAGAAACGGAGUUGGGCUCUGCAGUGACGUGUGCAUAGGGCUGUGUGACGUGCUGUUUGGGGGGAUCCCGCAGACGUCUCCAGAAUGCUCCCUGGAGAUUGAGGACAUAAAGGCGCGGACUGACGAGGUGAUUGUGGACAUCCUGUGCAGCAUUGGAGAAGGAAUGCAUGUUGAGAAGAUCAAGUCAUAUCUAAGCGAGCAGGAGAUCCCCGAUAGCGUUAGUGUCAAUCUUGCAGUUGUAUUCACUGCAUCGUCCUGGAAGUCGUACGAUCUCUGUGUGAUCAACGAGCUUAUUCUCGGGCCUGUUUUGCUGGAGCUGGUGAGGAGCUUCAAGGAGUCUCUCCGGCCGCAGAUAAAGGAAAGAGUAUUAGGUGUCUGCAAGAAGAAGCUAAAGAAGGAGGGAGACAGGUCGGUUAUCUACCAGAUCUUCUACGAGCUCAACACUACGAAGGACCUUGAGAUGUUCGACAUAGAGGAGGAUGAAAGGGAGGAGACAUAUGUUGGAUUUAUAUACUCGCUCAUGGUUGACGAGGAAAGCUACCUGAAGGGAUACGAGGUUCUGUCCAGGGCAAAUCUUUUCAACGAUCUGAGGAAGGCUUUGGAAAUGAUCAACGUCCUGAAUCAGGCAGAGUACAAGAGGAUCAGGCCUGAGGACGAGAAGCUUAUCUACCAUCUUAUGCAGGUGAUUGAAAAGCUCGUGUCCUCUGACGAUCAUGGCCUUGGGUUUGUAAGGCUGUAUUUUAUGAGGCUCAUCGACCUGUUCCUAAACACUCUUGUUGGACAGAUAUCGCUAAGGAUCAAGGGAUGCAUAUACGAGAUUCUCUCUUCAUUCAUGAGGGAUGGGGACUGCAGGGAGAUGAUAUGCGAGUUCAUGAGGGGAGUGGGAAUCUUCAACAAAGAAGCGGUCCACUCCGACUUUGAAAGGGAGCUUGGGACCAAGAGCUUUGCGAUGACGCCAUGCUUUCUGAAGUUCUGCACGUUUCUUGAGAACGACGAGUGCAUCAGGUUUGCUAUCCAUGCUCUUAAAAGCGAGGACCCACUCACGGUUGUCAGAUGCUUUGACGUGAUUGAAAGAUUUGUAGGCAAAAAAAAUGCCGAAGCCGGAGCACCCACGGAGUCCAUUGUUUCCCAGCUCUCGUUGAUGUCCCAGCACAUCCGGGUGGCAAUGCUGAAUAACUCAAAGGUCACCAAUAGAGUUGUGGAGUUCCAGCUCGGCACAGGCAUUGUCAUCGGCGAUGUGUCCAUAAUCAAUGUGAUCAUGAACACCCCCAAUCCAAGGUUCUUCGAAUAUGUAAGGCUGUUUGAAGACUUCUCGUUCUUUAUGAACGAAAACUUCCUUGAAAGACUCUCUGAGGACGAGGAAGAAGGAUUCAAAUAUCUCUACGAGGUGACGAAGGAGAACCACGAGGCAUGUAAGUUCGUAAUGAACAACGAGGGCUGGUUCAAUGCCUACACCAAGGAAAAUCCCUGUGUGCAGAACAUGGCCGUCCAGAUAUACGAGAACCUGGUUGACUAUGACAUCGAGAAUGUGGAUGUCAGCUUCGAUAGAGGAUUCAUUCUUCCAGAUAUAUGCCAUCGAUCUGUUUUCCGAAUCCUUAGCAAGCUGAUUCUCUACUCUGUUUAUACAAAGAAGGCCUCAUACUCAAGAUAUGUCACGGAUAAGGACUACGACCUGGAUGACUCGAGCAUCGGCGAGUACUGUCUAUACAUCAAGUGCAGGAUAGUUGUAGGGGACAAUGUGGAGGAUAGAAUCAAGUACCUCAUGAAGCAGUACACGGGUAUAGACGAUCUGCUUGGAUACUAUGAGGUUACCACGGGCUCGUCCCUGAACAUCUCGUCCUCGAAGAAUCUUUUGAUAAACAUGGGCAAGAAAGACACAAGCAUGUUCAUCAACAUGUUUGGCACAGCCAGCAACUUCGAGAAGUUUCUUCUGUUCUUCUUUAUAGGAGACAUGACUUCCGAGGACAGCAAGGCAAUCGAGAAGAUAGUUAAGGAGGAAAUCACAAGGAUAAUGGUGUCCAAGUCCUCGAAUCCAUCGGAAAGGAUGAUUCUGAGGCAGUGCCUGGUAACGCUUCUGUCCCUCAACAACAUAGACUCGAUUAUCAGGCUGGUGGGUGAAUACGACGACACUGACCUGCUUCUAAAGGCUAACAUAAGAAAUCUGAUGUGUGGAGGGUCCUACUUUAACAGCUCGCUGGCCAUGAAAGGCUCGCUGGAGCUGCAGGUCCAUGCUGUCUUCCUACUUUACUAUAAGUCUGUGUGGGACUUGGCUGCACUCAAAGACUGGAUCCUGCAUCUUAAGAGAGAAUGCAAGGAUAGCGACGACCUGGAGUACCUGAUAAGCGACAUCAGGAGCAAGAACAUACGGAUCGAGCUUGAGUAA
This is a messenger RNA of Encephalitozoon cuniculi GB-M1, 2592 nucleotides long. RefSeq lists its product as uncharacterized. Bases 1 to 2592 code for a protein of 863 amino acids. The record is from RefSeq and is marked provisional. The transcript has a single exon. Lineage: Eukaryota; Fungi; Microsporidia; Unikaryonidae.